CCUGUCUUGUCCUCUACGUGUACGAGCUGUUUGUUAUAACCUACAGAUUUUACGAUUUCUGUCUCUUAUUUCUACGCCACGGGUGGACCACAGUCAUUUGCGCAGUCUUCAGGCGAGGCUGAAAUGCGGAGAAAAGCGGAGAUGCGCUCCUUGGACUCACUUCACUGAUGGUCGUGAGCUUAGAUCAUCAGAGGCCCUGUUCUCCGAUCACUGGAGCUAGUUCCUCAUUUGAAAAUGGUCCGGUGAAAUUUGGUUUCAGACGACGGAGAGUUUUUCAGCGACACGGUCACGACUGCGAUUUGAGAAAGAAAAUGAAGAUUUGGAGCACGGAGCAUGUUUUCAGUUACCCGUGGGAGACAGUGAUCAAGGCUGCCAUGAGGAAGUAUCCCAACCCCAUGAACCCCAACGUGGUCGGAGUGGACGUGCUGGACCGCAGCCUGGAUGCUGAGGGACGUCUGCACAGCCACAGACUCCUCAGCACAGAGUGGGGCCUGCCGGGCAUCGUACGAGCGAUACUGGGAACCAACCAUACGCAGACAUAUGUGAAGGAACACUCCAUAGUCGACCCUGAGGAGAAAAAGAUGGAGUUGUGCUCAACAAAUAUUACUCUCACCAACCUCAUAUCAGUGGAUGAGAGGCUUCUUUACAGACCACACCCAGACAACCCUGAGGUUACCAUUCUGACCCAGGAGGCCAUCAUCACAGUCAAGGGAGUCAGUCUAAGCAGUUACCUGGAAGGGAUGAUGGCCAGGAGAAUGUCAGCUAACGCCAGGAAGGGUUGGGAUGCUAUUGAGUGGAUUAUUCAGAACUCUGAAAGAGAGAACGUACCUCUCUGUGACAUUUACUAACUCUGGGGUUGCAGUUCUACAGCGACGACUACUUCCCCUGACUACACCUCAUAAACCACUGGGGGUCCUCAGCUUCUCGGGAUCCUCUGCAGUUGGUACUUGAACUGUCUGGGAGGUUUUGUGGAUUUUCACCCCCAUACCCUCUCUGCCACCUCUGGAGUACAUGCACUGGAAGCUCAGACAGACAGUCAAAUGUUGCCAAAGCUGAAUGGUUAGAAGGGAGCAUGAGAGGGAAAGUGUGUUAGAGCAGGGUUUUGGUCAGUGUGACUCAGUAAUCAUUAACCCAUUUACAACCAUUCUAAUUUAGAAAACUGUGGAGACCAAUACAAGUUUGUCCUGCUGAAUGACCAAAAGGUUUAAAAAGAAUGUGUGCUGCUAUGAAGUUUACCUUCUGUAAAGAAUUACAUGAACUUUAUGAGCACACCAAACUUCACUGAUUUGAAUAUUAUAUUACUACCCCACACACACACACACACCUUUUUGAAAACAAGGUACGGAACAAAAUAAUAUGCAACAAACCUCCUAACUUUAUUUUACCUGGUGUAAUUCUUCUGUGAAACACAGGAGACUCUUAUACUAGGAGUCAAAAUCAGAGUUAUCACUGGUGCUUAUUAUGUGUUUCAAGAGGCACAAACUGUAGACGAUAUGUUCGCAUGAUAAUAGCUUAAAAAAAAUGGAAGGGUGGGUGGGGGUAUUAAGGAAAACGAAUAGUGUGGUAGCUGGCUAGCCAGGAAGCUAGCUAUAAUUGCAAGAAAUUAUAUUAUUUAUAUGAUUAAAAAAAGAUGGGGAUGUACCAUUAACAUUGCCUUCUUUUUCUGUUGUCAAGGCAUCAAUACAGUGGCACCUUUCUGAAGUAAAACCGAUGAGUAGUAAGGACUUAAACCAGCACAUUCGUAAUUGGCUUAAUGAGGAAGAUGAAGAUGGCGUACAUACCUUUGUAUAUCAGCGUAGAAAAACGAUGGACUGAUUCUCUUUGUGGGCAGAAAUACCUAUUUAUAUGGCCUUAAAUUGAUGCCUGUGUAUUAUUGCUUUGGCAGCAGUGUCAUGCCUUUGCCAGUCAUACACAUCUUGCUUCCAAAUGUUUAACUACUCUGUAAACACUACCUGUAGGGCCCUGAGGAGCAGGCCAGUACUGUAUGUGCAAUGCUGCAGUGGGAGAUUGCACACCAUGACUUACGUGCUAAAUCAUUUUUUCUUGUUAAAACAAAUAAUAUUUACAUAAUAUUUGUAUAAAUAUUAUUUAUUUAAAUUCACUGUGUAACAAGCAGCGAAGCAUUACAUUGUUUACAUUGUCAAGAGUGUCAUGUACAAAAGUUUAAUUUGCUUUUUAAAUUUUUGAUUUAACUUCAGCUGUUGUCCGACUGCAACAAUUAAAACAACUAGAAAAUUUCAUUUAACAAAUCGGUGAUGUGAACACUGUGUUUGUUGUUGCUCACACAGAGCUCGUUGUCUAACAACCCUCGUGUUAUACAGCAGGCCUGCCUAAUUAAGACUAAUGUCCCAGAGUUCUUUUGGUGAAAAGGCACUGGAGAGAUCUGCUUGUUCUCUUAGUUAGUUAGCGCCUUAAGCAUUUCCUCAACCACUGAUCGAGUGGGCUGAGGUGCUUUCCUUUUAAGAAUUUUCUUUGUUUAGUUUUUUUCUCAGAGUCUCAGCUCAGAGUUUCAUCUCGUAUGCAGUUUUGUUUCUCUGCUCCGGUAAGAAACACUCAGGUAUGAACGCUGAUGGAAACUCUGAGGCAGAGAACAUCUAUCACAGAUAGUUUGUUAUAAGCUUUUCCUGAUGGUGCCAAGUGCCAGUUACACCCUUUAACAAGAUUUUUUUUUUUUAUUACUACUUGCAGUUCAUCAUUUGUCCAGUAGAGAGCACAAGUUCACUGUUAGCAACAG
This is a messenger RNA of Toxotes jaculatrix (banded archerfish), 2734 nucleotides long. RefSeq names its product PRELI domain containing 3A (gene prelid3a). NCBI's taxonomy places the organism in Eukaryota, Metazoa, Chordata, Actinopteri, Toxotidae. Gene Ontology annotation, molecular function: phosphatidic acid transfer activity. Gene Ontology annotation, biological process: phospholipid transport. The transcript has 7 exons. Gene Ontology annotation, cellular component: mitochondrial intermembrane space. The record is from RefSeq and is a predicted model, not a curated record. Bases 168 to 848 code for a protein of 226 amino acids.